GAGAGCCCAGCAUUUCCGGGCGCGCCGCGUGGAGUUUGUCGCAUUUGCAGCUUUCGGCAUGGCGGCUUUAACUGAGCCUCCCGGGCCGAUUCUGUCGCUGUACCCGCAGCAAGAUGACGAGUUUCAGAAGGAGGUGAUGCAGGUUCGCCGCCGGCGCAUGAAGCCGCGACAAAAGCAAGAAAAACUUAAGCCUGGAGUAAUCUAUGUGGGCCACCUACCUAACACACUUCAUGAAAGCCAGAUCCAUGAUUAUUUCUCCCAGUUUGGCACUAUUACAAGAUUAAGACUGUCCAGAAGUAAAAGGACUGGAAAUAGCAAAGGCUAUGCCUUUGUGGAGUUUGAGUCUGAUGAUGUUGCCAAUAUAGUUGCUGAAACAAUGAACAACUACCUUUUUGGUGAAAGACUCUUGCAGUGUUGUGUUAUACCACCUGAAAAAGUACACAAUGAACUUUUUAAAGAGUGGAAUACUCCAUUUAAACAGCCGUCAUAUCCAGCAGUGAAACGGUAUAAUCAGAAACGGACACUUACACAAAGACUAAAGAUGGAGAAGCGCUUUAAAAAGAAAGAAAAAUUACUCAGGGAAAGAUUGGCUAAAAAAGGAAUUGAUUAUGAUUUUCCUUCAUUGCCUUUUUAUUUGAAGGUUUUACCUAAGAAAAAGAAACAACAGGUUUCAUGCAGUCCUGACACUCCUGAGAAGACCGUGGAUAGCCAGGGCCCUACACCAGUUUGUACACCAACAUUUUUGGAGAAGCGAAAAUCUGAAGUGGCUGAAAUGAACGAUGAUGAUGAUGAUGAUAAAGAUAAUGAAAUAGUUUUCAAACAGCCCAAAUCCAGUGUAAAAGAAGAAAUACAAAAGACUCAAACACCUACACGUUCACAGAAAAAAAAACGAAGAAAAAGCAAUCAGUGAUUCUGAAUGUAUUAUGUAUAAUAUUUCUUCUGAAAAAUGUGAUUUUGUUUUGUGGGCUAAUUCCAUACUAGGUACAAUAAAAUGCAACCCUUGACAAGAUUUCUGGAGGAAAAACACACUAUUUGGUCAAGUCAGUAAGGAAAGCAAUUUGUAAUUUUGGCUUGCCUGCGCUUUCUGAAAUACAGGGGUGCAUACCCGCUUACAGUGGCUGGGCUCACGCUACCUCUUUUUCCUGGUCUCUAGUCCUCAGAUUUCAUAGCUCUCCUUAAUUACUUUGCUUGGAUAGAACAGUCACCAUUAACUACAGGUUUAAGUUCUAAACUGCAGCCCUUUUUGUGACUACCAAAUAAAGACUGUCUUGUUUGACCAUCUA
This is a messenger RNA of Microcebus murinus (gray mouse lemur), 1283 nucleotides long. The record is from RefSeq and is a predicted model, not a curated record. Lineage: Eukaryota; Metazoa; Chordata; Mammalia; Primates; Cheirogaleidae.